AUGGAACAAGCACAAGACAUACACAAGUUUGAGAUUGCAAAUUUCGAGUUUCAGAAUGGAACCGUUUUGCCUUCUGUUCAAUUGUCAUACUUGGACAUUAAUGCCGAUCAAGCGAAAACAGCCCUUGUUGUGACUUGCUUCCGCGGCCGCCUACACACUACAUUGAACUUCGCCCGAGGAGCACUUCGCAAUCACCGAAUUAUUGUCGUGGCCUUGUUUGGCAACAGCGAGUCUUCCAGUCCGUCCAAUACGGCUGGCUUUCCAGCUAGUCUUGAUUACAGAGACUGUGUGCGGGCUCAACACGCCUUGCUGACGUCGCAUCUUGGCAUAAACACGAUUGACAUUGCUGUUGGCUUCUCCAUGGGCGGACAGUGUGUCUAUCACUGGCUGUGCAUGUAUCCCGAUAUGGUAGGCAAGGCCUCAAUCAUUUGUUCUUCUGCGCGGACCAGCAAACACAAUUUCCAGUUCUUGGAGGGCCCAAAGUUUGCCCUGACAGAGUCUAUUGAUUACGCCAAGGACCAGACCUCAAGCAAGACAGUUCGAGGACUACGGGCUUUUGGUAAAGCAUACUCUGCAUGGUUAACGAGCCCCGAAUGGUUCGACCAGGAACUAUACAAGACGCAGGGAUACACGUCCCUCGAGGCGUGGGACGAGGUGGUUGCUGGGACCAACUAUGCUGGUUGGCAUCCUGAAGAUCUCCUGGUCAAGCUUGGAAUGUGGCAAAAAAGCGACAUUACCAUUCAUGGCACAGUUCAGAAUAGCUCUUUGGAGACUGUACUUGGGGAUAUCAAGGCUCCUGUGUUGCUAAUGCCCUGCCAGACGGACCAGUACUUUCGAUGGGAAGCCUCAGAAAGAGAAGCUGCUCAAAUGAAGCACGCAGUCUUGAAAGUUAUCCCUUCUGUCUGGGGCCACCUAGCUGGCGCAGGCGUUGACUCAGAGGACCGAAAUUGGUUGGAUAGUACACUCUCUGAGUUUCUGUCAGAAAAUGUAUGA
Molecule: messenger RNA, 993 nt
Organism: [Torrubiella] hemipterigena
Lineage: Eukaryota; Fungi; Ascomycota; Sordariomycetes; Hypocreales; Clavicipitaceae
Source: the annotation of a GenBank genome assembly